GGCGGAAGUGAGGGCGGGGCGCAUGCGCAGAGUGAGAGAGUGGCGGAAGUGAAGCGGCGGCGGAGGAAGAGGCGCCAUGGAGGCGCUGGCCGUCACCGCCCAGCUCUGCGGGCCGGAGCUGGAGCGCUACGGGCGCUGUGUGGCCGCGAGCCCCGGGAGCUGGCACCGGGAUUGUCACCAGCUGUCCCUGAGCGUCACCGAGUGCGCCUCCAACCAUGCUUUCCCAGUUUUCCCCCGAUGUUUUCCCGAUGUUCUCCCGCUGCCUCGCAGCCCCCUGGUGCGCCGGAUCCGCCGGGAUUGCUCCGACUCCUUCGGGGCCUUCGAGCGCUGCCUGCGGGAGCGGCCCCGCAGCGCGGCCGAGUGCGGCCCCCACGUCAGCCAGUUCCUGCUCUGCGCCCAGAACGUCACCCAGAGGGACACCCCCAGUGCCACCCCCAGGGACACCCCCAGUGCCAGCCCCAGGGACACCCCCAGGGACACCCCCAGGGACACCCCCAGUGCCAGCCCCGGGGGCACCCCCAGUGCCACCUCCACAGAGAAUCCCUGGAAUUAAAACCCAUCCGGGAAUGCCGAGAAAGCCUCGGAACCUUCCGGAAUCUCCUCCCAAAUCCUGGGAAUUGCCCCUCUGGGAAAGGAGCCCUGGGAUGUGGGGCCUGAUCCGCAAUUCCCUGCGGAUUCCUGAGCUUUUAUCCCAAAAAUUGGAGGAAGAAAUAAAAAUUCCAGCGGGGUCUCCCCAGGAAUGUUCGGGAUGGGACCAAAAA
Haemorhous mexicanus (house finch) is the source of this 761-nucleotide messenger RNA. It is a transcript of the gene CHCHD5, whose product is annotated as coiled-coil-helix-coiled-coil-helix domain containing 5. The record is from RefSeq and is a predicted model, not a curated record. The transcript has 5 exons. The coding region runs from base 77 to 553 and encodes 158 amino acids. NCBI's taxonomy places the organism in Eukaryota, Metazoa, Chordata, Aves, Passeriformes, Fringillidae.